GAACUCGUGCAAUGGCUAAACAGUCUUCUGCAGCUCAACAUUACCAAGGUUGAGCAAUGCGGUACUGGCGCUGCCCUCUGCCAAGUUUUUGACAGCAUCUACAUGGAUGUUCCCAUGUCGAGGGUCAAGUUCAACGUCAACUCAGAAUAUGCCUACAUUCAGAACUUCAAAGUUCUUCAGAACAUCUUCGCCAAGCACCAGAUCGACAAGCCGAUCCCCGUGGAAUCGCUCGUCAAGUGCAAGAUGCAGGACAACCUCGAGUUCCUGCAGUGGACCAAGAAGUUCUGGGACCUCAACUUCCCCGACCACGACUACGAUGCCGUCGCGCGGCGAAAAGGCGGAGCUCUCCCGGCAGGAGGCGGUGCUCCCCGCGUGGCGUCGACCGGCUCCGGUGCCCGGAGAGGUGGCGUGACUCCCAGCGGCGGUCCUCGUGUGGCCAAAGCCGCCGGCCCCGGUACGGCUGCUCUGCAGCAGGAAGUGGCUACGCUCAAGGAGACAGUUGUCGGUCUAGAGAGGGAACGCGACUUCUACUUUAGCAAGCUGCGGGACAUCGAGCUCCUCAUCCAGCAGGCCGUUGACGAGGACCCGGAGAUCGAGAAGCAGGAGGACGGACUCAUCAGGCAGAUCCAGGCCAUCCUCUACUCGACCGAGGAGGGUUUCGAGAUCCCUGCCGAGGGCGAGGUCGUCGAUGACCAGGAGACGUUUUAA
Molecule: messenger RNA, 708 nt
Organism: Geosmithia morbida
Lineage: Eukaryota; Fungi; Ascomycota; Sordariomycetes; Hypocreales; Bionectriaceae
Product: microtubule-associated protein, RP/EB family
Exons: 3
Biological process (GO): spindle assembly; protein localization to microtubule plus-end; regulation of microtubule polymerization or depolymerization
Cellular component (GO): spindle midzone; microtubule plus-end; cytoplasmic microtubule
Molecular function (GO): microtubule plus-end binding
Source: RefSeq, a predicted model, not a curated record